Messenger RNA from Moesziomyces aphidis, 393 nucleotides. NCBI's taxonomy places the organism in Eukaryota, Fungi, Basidiomycota, Ustilaginomycetes, Ustilaginales, Ustilaginaceae. The record is from the annotation of a GenBank genome assembly.
AUGACGCAGCGUGCAGCGUGCUGCCCAAGGUCAUCCUCAGCCGGACCAACCAGACCAGAGGGCGCGCCCACUCUCGCACGUCAGCAGCCUCCAUUCGGUCCCCCCCUUCCCGGCUCGGCAGCAAGCAACGCAGUUCAGAUUCAAAGGGACACGAGCAAUGCUCGUGCCUCUGUCGACGGCGUCGAAAGUAGCGCUUUGCUGAGCGAAUUGAACAGCGAAAGGCAGUACUUUGGGUAUCAAGAGCGGGGCGAGGGGCAGACCGGACCGGAGCUCCUGGCUGAUCUUCUCGGGCGCAGGGCUACGGAUGCGAUCGAUAACGCGCGCCCCGUGCGUCGAUCUGCCAGUCUUUCCGCCGCGCAGUUUGCAAAUCCCAGCCCAACACCCCGCAUCUAG